AUGUUCCCACCACCGAAAAGCGGCAUGGCGUGCCGUCGUCCUUUCAGCGUCAGCCCUGUGUCGGGUGGCCGGCUAUUGAUUGGUUUGAUCAUCGUCACUCUCGCGCUGAUGACAACGGCAGCACAAUCAAAACUGUUGGUGAAUGGCACCGAUUGCAUCAUCCGCGAGCCACUGUACAACGUGACGUUUGACUUUAAUGCGCUCAGCUCGGAUCUCAAUCACCACGUGAUGUCCGAGGAGAACAACGAACGAUUCUUCUUCAAUGUGUGCGAUAAGGAUCAGAACGGGAAGGAUAACCGGACAGGGACGCGUGCGUACCUGGUACGCCAGGACAAGCGGAUCACGCUCGGCUACGAAGCACACCUGCAGCUGAACAACGGACGGAUGCACUUUUCAUUCUUGGGCGAACCGUGCGGCAAUGGUAGCCACUACACGCUGGACGUAAUACUGCUGUGCAGCUACGAGCGUACGCCGACCGAUCUGCGCGUGAUCCCGUACACACCGGACCAGUGUCGGUACUUUAUCUUCUGGGAUACGCCGCUCGCCUGUCAGCCGCUGCCGACCACGCUGGUGGCCAACAGGUGCACGGUGAGCGACGGUACCAACCGGCAUCUGUACAAUCUGUUACCGUUGGGUAGCGCCAACCAUGAGUUACCGUUGCCGGAUGGAUCCCGGUUUGUGGUGUCCGUGUGCAAGCCGGUACGCUACGGGCAUCUCACGAUGUGUCCACCCGGCACGGGCGUGUGUCUGGUAAACGGUACGGAGUAUCGUGAUUACGGCCAGGCCGUAUCGGAUCCCGUAAUCGAUCCAUCCGGUCGGCUGGUGAUGGAGAUGCGCUCCAAGACGGAAGCGUGCCAGAACUCGUUGAUUGUGUUUGAAUGCGGCAAGGACGAUGGCAUCGAAACGGGCCCAAUUUACCGUGGUCGGAAAGACAACUGCACGCAUGAGUUUGUCUGGCGUACCGCACUGGCCUGCCGGGAUACGCGGCCCUGCUCGGUGAGCAAUCCGAUCACGGGCACGCGGUACGAUUUGGGAUUGCUAGCGAAUCGGACCUACACGUUGACGGCGCGAGAUAAUCGUACGUACGAGGUGGGAGUGUGCCGUAUUCCCGCGUCCAGCCACUGCCCGCUAGAUGCGGGUGCAUGCGAGGUGUCCACAAAGCAAUCGGUCGGGCUCGGAGGCAUUUCGGACGAGCUGCACUAUGAUACGACGGGCGCACCUUACCUGCUGUACCGUUCCGGCGCUGUUUGCGAUGCGUCCACCGAACGUCGGUGGGAAACGCGGCUGGAAUUUAUCUGUGAAACGGACCCGGUGGUGGAUGGUCGUACCGGGGCGGUUGUACCGCCGACCGUGGUAGAAAACGGCGAAUGUCAGCUGGUGGUACAUUUCGAGACGGUGCUUGUCUGCGAACCGGCACUGAUGGCGUGCGGCGCUUACAAUGAAUCCGCCAGCGAUCAGUACGUCGAUCUGUCCCCGCUAAUGGAUGCCACACAGAACUACGAAGCGCGCAACCGAGUCGAGCAAGGGCGACGCUAUUUUCUUAACGUAUGCCGACCGCUCGUGCCGCAGUAUGGGUUAAGCUGCCGGGGUGGAGCGGCCGCCUGUGAAGCUACGUUUGACGGUGUCACGGCACGAAAUGAAACGACGCUUGGCUUCCCGGACGUGUCGCUCGUCGUGGCGGGCGAUACGGUGCUCAUGAAAUAUCUACGCGGUGACCCAUGUCGGCAGGAUCCGCUUACAAACCUGUCCACCACCGUGGCGUUCCGCUGUUCACCAACGGCUGGACGUGGUCAGCCGGUGCUUGUGGAGAUUGAACACGGUUGCCACUAUCGCUUCGAUUGGGGUACGGCGGUUAUAUGCCCGCCCGAGCUAACCGUACCAUUCGAACAGAGCAACUGCAGCUUCCACAAUCCUUCGACGGCAACUUGGAUGCGGAUGAGUGGUGUGCUGGAUGAGCUGUCACUGUGUGAUAAGCGACCGGUUGCCUCCGUCGACUAUCAUACCGGUGCACUCAACAUCCGCUACACGGAGCCUGAUCCGGUUAACUGCAGCGGCACGCUCGGUGUGAAAACGUACAACGUUACUGUGGCGUGCGCUCCGGACAGUCCGCUCGAUCGCGUAAUGCCCAGCACCUGUUUCGAAUUCAUCAACAAGCAGUCACCAACCGUUUGUGCUUUGGUUGGUCGCAAUGCGACUGCGAAAGAUGACAGUGUGCCGACAACAGUAAGUGCUGCACCAGAUCAUUCUACCGCCCAACCAACCACCGUGCCCAGCACGGUGUCCACCACGGAACAGAUCGGAACAAACGUUCAGCCCGCCGGUUUGGGUGCAUUCGGCAUCGUCAUGAUAUGCUUGACCGUGGUCACCACCCUGAGCGUCGGCACGCUGUACAUCGUGCGCCGACAUCCGGAUCGUUGCCAUCAGCUGCACUCGCUGCUGCUGUGCCGUGGGUCGGCCAUGGUGAUAAACGAUUUCCCCAGCACGACGUAUUCGCGCGUGGACAACAGUGAAACGUCUAGCCUGCUGCUGAACCCAUCGAACGUGCUGUCCGAUAGUGAUGACGAUAUGCUGAUAUAA
This is a messenger RNA of Anopheles marshallii, 2577 nucleotides long. RefSeq names its product cation-independent mannose-6-phosphate receptor (gene Lerp). The record is from RefSeq and is a predicted model, not a curated record. Gene Ontology annotation, molecular function: signaling receptor activity; insulin-like growth factor binding; D-mannose binding. Gene Ontology annotation, cellular component: late endosome; plasma membrane; trans-Golgi network. NCBI's taxonomy places the organism in Eukaryota, Metazoa, Arthropoda, Insecta, Diptera, Culicidae. The transcript has 7 exons. Bases 1 to 2577 code for a protein of 858 amino acids. Gene Ontology annotation, biological process: lysosomal transport.